This is a messenger RNA of Xenopus tropicalis (tropical clawed frog), 1820 nucleotides long. It is a transcript of the gene hoxa1, whose product is annotated as homeobox A1. Gene Ontology annotation, biological process: regulation of transcription by RNA polymerase II; regulation of DNA-templated transcription. The coding region runs from base 43 to 1014 and encodes 323 amino acids. Lineage: Eukaryota; Metazoa; Chordata; Amphibia; Anura; Pipidae. The transcript has 2 exons. Gene Ontology annotation, molecular function: sequence-specific DNA binding; DNA-binding transcription factor activity; DNA binding. Gene Ontology annotation, cellular component: nucleus. The record is from RefSeq and is marked provisional.
CACGGCCACGCCAGGCUCUGUGUCACAGUCACCUAGUGAUAGAUGGACUAUGCGAGGAUGAGCUCCUUCCUAGAGUACCCGGGCUUAAUGAGCGGCGACCUCGGGACCUGCUCCUCCAGAUCCUUCCACCCCGACCAUGGAAUUACAACUUUCCAGUCGUGCGCAGUCAGUGCUAAUAACUGCAACAGCGAUGAUCGUUUUGUGGUCGGACGAGGGGUGCAGAUAAGUUCUCACCCCCAUCACCACCACCACCAAGCCGGUGCCUUUCAGCACCACAACAACCUGGGGAUGUCUUAUACUCAUACCAGCUGUGGCUCCAACUAUGGCAUGCAGAACUUCAGCCCCGGCUACUCUCAUUUCCCCAUCAAUCAAGAGGCAGAUGUGAGCGCAGGGUUCCCCCAAUCUGUCUACUCCGGCAACAUCGCUUCGUCUGUGGUCCAGCAUCACCAACACCAGUCUUACAUCGAAGGAUCCGCUCACUAUAUCCACCAUUCCUACGGACCUGACCAGAACAUUUCUGUGGCCAAUUACAAUAACAAUGUAUCCAGCCUACAUAUCAGCCAGAGAGAAGUUUGCCGGUCUCCUUCCAGCGAAACAUCCCCGGGCCCUGCACAGACCUUUGACUGGAUGAAAGUAAAGAGAAACCCACCCAAAACAGGUAAAGCUGGGGAAUAUGGCUUUGCCGGCCAGCCCAACACAGCCAGGACCAACUUCACCACCAAACAGCUGACAGAACUAGAGAAAGAAUUUCAUUUCAACAAGUACUUGACCAGGGCCCGCAGGGUAGAAAUUGCUGCUGCUCUACAGCUCAAUGAGACCCAAGUAAAAAUCUGGUUCCAGAACAGGAGGAUGAAACAGAAAAAAAGGGAAAAAGAAGGACUUCUCCCCAUCUCCCCAUCAGCCAGUACAGGAAGCGAUGAAAAGUCAGAGGAGCUGUCAGAAAAGUCCAAUUCUUCACCCUGUGCUCCAUCUCCUGCCUCCUCUACUUCAGAUCAUCUCAGUACUUCCGGUUAGAAGGCUGAAGGCAUUGCCUGUGCUCGAUUGAUCAACCAAAGCCUUAGCAGUGAUUUUAGUUGUCUAUUGUUUAUGCCAGAAUUUCAGCUGGUACCAUUAAGAUUAUAUUUUUGCACAAGUUUGAAAAGUCAUUUUCGUUUUGAGCUAAAAUACCCAAGUUAACUAAAACCUGUUUUGGCAUGUGUCACACUAACUGUCUCUUGCUAUGAGCUGCUAUGGACAAUCCAUAUGAGGGACAUUCCUGCUGGGACUUUUUACUGGGAAAUCACUGGUUGCAGAUCCUCAAGGACUGAUGCACUACUAAUAGAGAAAAAGUUUACACAAGUUAAAAGACUUCUAUUUAAUUUAAAGUUCUAUGGUGUCUGUAUGUGAAAAGAGUGUACAUAUAUUGUUCCAGAGAUUUAUCUUUCAAGUGUUUUUGUAGAAAUUCUAAUAAUUAUCAGAUGGUGGAGUGGUUGGAAGAAUCUCAAAGUUUUCUAGCACAGGAAAAGACAGCAGUGUUUGCUGACCGCAUACCUCAGUAAUCUCUCACAUUUACUAGGUGUUUACAGUCAUGAUUUUAGGUGAAUAUUGUGUGUUUUGUUUGUCAGGAAAUCGUGCUAGAUCGUCCAGUAUCCAGGGUAUUUAUCCAAACAAAACCACUCGUUCUCUGAUCCAAGAGAAACGCUUCUAAAUCGCCUUUAAGUGAAUGUCUUGUAAGACCAAAUGUGUGUAUAAUUUGUGAUUCCAUCGCGAACCCUUGCAUGACACCGAAUGUAAACUGAGUUUUAUCAGUUGGAAUUUGUCAAUAAAACAUUUGUAUGCUA